UGUUUCAGCACGUGUAGAGUGUGUUGGGUACUCUUUGAACAGGUUGUACGUAAACGAAACACGAGCGAGGGACAGGAGAAGCACAGGGGGGCCUGACUGAGCGCAAACUGGAUAACAGGCAUAGCCACAGCGUUUUUACACAUCUGUGGUCAUAGAGGUAGACGUGAGCUUCAUCGCAGGAUAUUCUGUGGACAUCUAACUCUUUUAUUUCAUGUAGCGUUUGACGUGCCUUCUGAAGCUUCACUGUUUUUGUUUAUUACACCGUCUUCGUAAAAAUCUCAUUCUUCCCCCAGCCGCAAGAUGAAUGUGCUCGGCAGUUCUUCCAAAUGGCCAUCAUAUGACUCGCUCCCCUCCACCCCGAGCUUUCUCCACAGUGAGAGCGAGCACACUGAGGAUGAGGCUGACGUCCUCUCAGAGGGAGAGGGGGACAGUGUGAGAGCAAGAAAGACACUCUCAGGUGUUGAAGAAGUCACGCUUUGUGGAGCUUACCUUGGUUUCCCUGCUCAUCCAGAACACUUGAUGUCCAGGAGCAAUCAAUCUGAACUCUGCAGUGACAAAACCAUACACCCCAGCACUGUGUCGUCUCUUGGAGUUGCCUCAUUAGGCGUGUCUUCAGCGACACCAGGCGACCUGGCCUUUGCGCAGAAAUGUGCAGAUCUGCGUAGGUUUAUAUGUCCUUUGCUAGAUCUUCUACAUGGACUAAAGGCUGGUCGAUUUGACAAAGGUUUAUCCAGUUUCCAGCAGAGCGUUGCCAUGGACAGAUUGCAAAAGAUUCUUGGAAUACUGCAGAGGCCUGAGAUGGGCGAGAAGCACCUCCAAAACCUGCUGCAGAUAGAGAUGAUGCUCAAAAUCUGGUUCCCUCAGGUGGCAUUUCAGUCUACACACACGCAAACAACCACUCCAAGGCUCUCACCACGCUGGCGCAAAAAUCAGCUCAACAUCCCUGUUAAGAAGAGAAAACUGAGCUCACCAGACCCUGAUUACUCUGACACCAUCCUGACUCAGCAUAAGCACAAAAGACAUGGAAUACAAGGGAGCUGCCUAGCUGUGAAUCCACUCCACACCAUUUCUACAUAUUUACCUGGAUCAAAUCAGAAGACUCCAGCAGCAGCAGAAGAAACAUAUGAACCAGCUGUGAGUGGACGUACAGCUUGUCACACAUUCACAGACUUUGGCAUCUUCAAAAGGAGGUUGUACUUAAGAAGCAAGAGAGAAACUGAGAAUCUGGAAAGGCCGGAGAUUUACCUUCACUCCCCUUGUGGCAGCCCAGCUGCACAGGACAGUUCAGUGUCCUCAAGCAACAGCGUUUCUUCAUCUGUCUCAUCUUAGCUGGCUCUAGCUGACCACGCUAACACACGGGAGUGCUACAGCAUGCCAGCAAAGUUACUGCAGAGGGCACGCGCGGUUGCAUAAGCCUAAAGCUCUGAACAGAGUCAGCCUGUGUUGGCUGCAGAGCAUGAGGAAGCAGAAGAGGAGGAGGAGAAAACACUGAGACACUCGUUCACCGUGUAACUACCAUGUGUUUUGUUUUCAUCACACAGGAAUUUUUGCACUAAAAUAGAAAUGAUAUAUUGUUUUCUGUAAGGGUUUCCCUGUUGUUCACUUUGACUUUUACUACAUUUGAAAAUAUUGAAAAUACUUUACAUGUAAUGCAUUACAGCCACUGUGCUCUGUUUUCUUUUUUAACAAAAAACCCCAAAAGUAACUGUAGGAUCUUUACAGUGAUGAAAACAAUAUUAACAAAUAAAAGUUUAUUUAAAUUAGGAAAAAUAGAGUAUUUCUUCUGGACAUUGAGAACAUGAUUUGCAGUUUAAUUUAUUAUUAAUAUAGCUCUAAUUUGGAAAGUUACAAAAAACGGUUCAAUCAGGAACAUAGAUGAUUAAAAAUAGGAUGUAGUAUCAUCAAGUGAUCUAGCAUAUGAUGUAGAAACAGACACAUUGUGCCAAACAAAAGCAUUUUAUAUAAAAUUCUCACAAGCACCUUGUUGCACACUCACUACUUCUUUUGUUAUUGCUUUGCACACAUGUUUUUUUCUAUGAUAAUAAUAGGUGUAGUUAAAUUUGUUGUGAAAAAGCACAAGUGAUGGGCAUACAUACCUGUUGAUCAAAAAUGACCUACUCUAUUAUUAUGGCUGUUCAGGAAAUAAAGGAUGCUUGGCUUUAUGUCAAUAUGUCAACUAUUGAUAGUGAGUGAGCAAACAUGUUUUUGGCAGCAGGUUUGAACGUGCAAUGAUUUACUUCAUCACAGAUUUAUUAAUGUGUAUAUAUAUAGAUAUAUCAUAGGCAUGAUAUAUUUGAUCCUGUGUACCAUGGAAAAGAUUGAGUUGCACUUUGAAUGACAUGAUGAGGAAAUGUUACACAUUUUCAACAUGAAAGUUUUAUUUAUUAGAGAUUGUUUUGAGGGAUUCUAUCAGCAGACGGGAGCAAAAACGAUAUCUUAUAAUAACCUGAAUUGGAGGCAGACUUGUUCUGUACUUUAUUUUGGUGUCUUGGACUUUGGAGGCAUCAAAUGUAUACUUGGCUUGCUGCCAGGUCUACUGUUUUCACAAAGAGCCCAUAAUACAAAGGGUCAUUACAAAGGUAGGAACGGCCCCUGUGUCUCAUUUUCAUCACUAUCAUGGUGUGUCACUCAAAGUGUUUCAUUAUUUAUAAUGUGAAAAGCAAUAUCAUGGAGGUUAAGUAAAAAAGCUCUUUUCUUUCCUGAACACAUUGAUUCCUUUUAAUAUAUUGAAUCAGAUAUCAUUCAUGUUGAAUGCUGUUUCAUCUCUGGUUUGUCACCAGUCAGCCUUACUUCAAACAAAGGUAACCUUAGUAUGCCUGAAAUUACAUCAUCAAUACAAAAAAUGUAUUAUUUUUAUUUUGUUUGGUGAAAUUAUCAUCUCAACAUAUGUCAUUUCAAACCAAAUAUCGGAACAAUAUUGUAGUUUAGUGUUGUUGUUGCAUUAAUAUGCAUCACCCUUUAGUACAGGUCUUGCUGUGCUGGGUUACCCAAACAUUGAAAGUAGAGAAACCUUUUUGUACAUCUGCAAUUUUCCUUGUUAUAAAGUUUCUUCUGUCAAACGUUA
Messenger RNA from Notolabrus celidotus (New Zealand spotty), 3064 nucleotides. RefSeq lists its product as uncharacterized. Gene Ontology annotation, biological process: circadian regulation of gene expression; negative regulation of DNA-templated transcription. The record is from RefSeq and is a predicted model, not a curated record. Gene Ontology annotation, molecular function: RNA polymerase II cis-regulatory region sequence-specific DNA binding. NCBI's taxonomy places the organism in Eukaryota, Metazoa, Chordata, Actinopteri, Labriformes, Labridae. Gene Ontology annotation, cellular component: nucleus. The transcript is spliced from 6 exons. Bases 301 to 1329 code for a protein of 342 amino acids.